Drosophila innubila is the source of this 783-nucleotide messenger RNA. RefSeq lists its product as uncharacterized. Bases 1 to 783 code for a protein of 260 amino acids. The transcript is spliced from 3 exons. The record is from RefSeq and is a predicted model, not a curated record. Lineage: Eukaryota; Metazoa; Arthropoda; Insecta; Diptera; Drosophilidae.
AUGAAAUCGAGAACAGUGCGGAAUAUAGCUAGUUGUCUACAUCUGAUAGUGGUCUGUAAUUUGUUAUCCAAUACGACAGCUGAUUAUGGCAGUCUAUCAAAGCACGAACGUAGCAAAAGAGCGCCAAUACCAUGGCUUAUAUUUCCAACAACUUCACCCACUCGCGUACAGUUCAUCGGUGGAAUUGGUAUACCGCUAGAAGAUCUGGAGUACGAGGCAGUUACAACGGGUUAUGUGCUCAAAGCGGAAUAUUGGCUACCGGAAACGCCGGAUGCUCUGCGUACGCCAACCGCUUUACCAAUUAAUCAGGUACCCACAUUGGGAUCUGUGGGAGCACGCAGACGUCGUCCCAUGUUUGAGAACUUUCUUGUGAGUGCCGAUGAUCUUGGCAAGAGCACAAAGAAGCUGCUGACACGGACCAACAAAGUGCUGAGUAGUUAUCGCUGGACGGUCUACAAGGGUCUGGAGGGAUUGGCGAAACGCUUGGGCUAUCAGGGUCGCAUUUGUGUCCUCAAAAGUAUUUGCGAGGUCGCUGAAGAACCUUUCCACUUUACAAACGGACUUAUUGCGGAACUUCUGCACAUACUUUUAACCCCUUCAUCAUCGGUUGAUAAGCUGUCUGAGCAUGCGGAUAAUGAGUAUUAUUAUGCUGAGAAGGUGGGACAAUCGGGUGCUGGCUGUGAGCGUGUUUUCAAAGAGUGUCGUCGAAGUUUGUUGCAACACUUUAGCGAAUUACACGACAAUCUGGAUAAACUAAUGCAAUUGACAAUAAAAACUAAGUAA